AUGUCCGCCGCUGGGACCACGCCGCCAAACGCGAACGGUCCGCUCGUACCUUGUCCGUAUCUUGCUUUGCCAACACUGUCCUUCUCAGUCAGCCAAGUGGCAACGGUCUGUGAAACCCUAGAAGAAAGCGGCGACAUCGAGAGGCUGGCUAGGUUUCUAUGGAGCCUUCCGGUCGCUCAUCCCAAUAUUCAGGAACUCAACCAGAGCGAAGCUGUCCUCAGGGCGCGAGCCAUCGUGGCGUUUCACUCGGGACACUACCGGGAGCUUUACGCCAUACUAGAGAGGCACAAGUUCACCAAGGACUCGCACGGCAAAUUGCAAGCGAUGUGGCUGGAGGCGCACUAUCAGGAGGCCGAGAAGCUCCGCGGUCGGCCGCUGGGUCCCGUGGACAAGUAUCGCGUGAGGAAGAAAUUCCCAUUACCGAGGACAAUCUGGGACGGCGAGCAGAAGACGCAUUGCUUCAAGGAACGGACCAGAUCGCUGCUACGGGAAUGGUAUCUCCAGGAUCCCUAUCCGAAUCCGGGGAAGAAGAGGGAGCUGGCCGCCGCGACGGGACUCACACCGACGCAAGUUGGAAAUUGGUUCAAGAAUAGGAGGCAGAGGGAUCGCGCUGCUGCGGCGAAAAACAGAAUGCAGCAACAGUCGGGUCAAGGAAACGGAAACGCGCGGCGUGCUCUGAGCCCGGGACCCGGCGGCAGCAGCAGCGAAGAGUCCGACAUUUCCCUCGGAGGAACAUCACCGCCAUCGCCGAGUUCCUCGCCGCCACCGAACCACCAACCGUCCCCGGUGCCCCUUGGCUCACUCGGACCUUUGCCACCACCCUCUUUGAACUUCCGCUUCGAUCCUACGCAGACGCACUUUCGAUUCGGCCACACGACGGCUUUCAAGUUCCCACCGACGAGCUUCCGAUUCGGACCGCACAGUCCGCAGCCUAACCAUCCGAAUAUGCCGGGUGGUGGGAUUUUCAGGUUCGCGGAGUCGAGUCCUUUCCAGGCUGUAGGACCCAGGGGUGAUCCGGCGACGAGACUGCCGGAUUCGCUGGGUUUGCCGCCGCCGAGAUUGCAUCCGCACGAAGGCCUGCUGCACCACCCGCACCCUCAGCAUCAGCUGUCCGAGGGAAUAUCUAGGAUAUCCGAAACGUCGCGAUUAUCGGACGGCGGGUUAUCUCGUCUCUCGGACAGCUUAUCGGAGGCCCACAGCCCGCCGUUGAUGGCGGCAAACCUAUCGGUCACCGGUCCGCUGAGGGUAGCCGUACCUAGCCCGCACACCCCCUCGUCUCGAGGAAGCCCACCUCCCCGUCAACCAACGCCUCAGGGCCAGUCCCAAGGUCAAGGGUUGAUAAGGGUCGCAACGCCACCACCGGCGAAUCCGAGACCGCAGAUCCAUAGGCCCUUCUCGCCUGCGUGAUACGACAGGGACGACGAAUCGCAGCACGCCGUCGAUACAAAUAAUCGUUUAAUGUCGAAAAAGAGCUACAGGUGCGGUGACGUCGCGAACGAGAGUUUCGAGGUGUUGUGAAGGCGGGGGUUUUUGAGAGGAGUCAUCAUGGAGCAUAGGGAAGAAUCGGUUGUGUCUAGAAAAAUUACAAGUGUGCGCGUGGUAUCGCCGAUCCAACAUUCUGAGGGGGACUUUUUCACAGUUUCGUGAGAGGACCGACGAUAAGAACGGAGAUUAUUCAAGGAUAGAUGCAAGAUGUGAACCAGCAGUAUCUAGCAAGAUGGCUUUCUUCCACGACAACACGGUUAGCUUUACUGAAAAAACAGAUUUAAGGAGCUAUAGAAAUAACGUACUCGAAGAAGAAUCAACGAUACCAGUACAUCGUAGAUACAGUUUGCCGAAAGUUCUACUCGAAGACAAGAGAAGUUACUACACUAUGAAGAAUUUCAUUUGGUGGUGUGUGAUAGGACGCUCUUAUAAGAUGCGGAGAUAGACGUUUCGAAAAGUGAGUGCAAAUCCGCUAAGUAAGUGCAAUCUCUCGGAUUAAAAAAAAAAAA
Molecule: messenger RNA, 1994 nt
Organism: Cyphomyrmex costatus
Lineage: Eukaryota; Metazoa; Arthropoda; Insecta; Hymenoptera; Formicidae
Gene: Optix
Product: optix
Exons: 3
Coding region: 1-1407 (468 amino acids)
Biological process (GO): regulation of transcription by RNA polymerase II
Cellular component (GO): transcription regulator complex; nucleus
Molecular function (GO): DNA-binding transcription factor activity, RNA polymerase II-specific; RNA polymerase II cis-regulatory region sequence-specific DNA binding
Source: RefSeq, a predicted model, not a curated record